AAAGAUCGUGAAAAGAAUGUUUUUAUCAGUGAAUGUAAUUUUGGAUCAUUUGGGUUCUACUCCCAAGAGUCGAAACUUUAUCGAAGGUGAACAAAUUGUAAAUUCCAACCACUUAAUUUACACAGGAAUUUUAAGUGAAAAUAGUGAACAGUAUAAAUUGUUGUCUUACUGUAUACAAUCUUCAAAAACGCGAGAAGAUCCGCACGAGAUAAAUACGGUAAUUGCCAAAACUGGAAAAAUUAUUUCAUCUAAAUGUAGUUGUGCAGCUGGACAAAGUCAACAGUGUAAACAUAGUGCUGCGGUAUUAUUAUUUUGUUCACGUAAUGACUUAACUAGUUUAAAGCUCGUAUCAUCAACAGACAGAAAAUGUCUUUGGUGUGCGCCACGGGAUUCUUGCUUAGAGAAAUAUAAUGCGAAGCCUUUAAGUGAGCAUAGCUGUUUCAAAAUCAAAAAGGAUCAUCUGGUGUUAGAUGAAGACGUUAAGAACAGUGUGGCCAGAUCGCACGAUUUUCACCCCUUCUCUAGGCGUCGCGCGCGCCCGUACACAAGUAAGCGAUGUGUGUCUGUGAGUCGGAAAGCCGAGCGGAGCCGAGAGAAUCCGAGACACGUCGACAAAUCGAGGGGAAUGAAGCCCCUGCCACAAGACACAGAGGAGUAA
This is a messenger RNA of Cotesia glomerata, 658 nucleotides long. RefSeq lists its product as uncharacterized. NCBI's taxonomy places the organism in Eukaryota, Metazoa, Arthropoda, Insecta, Hymenoptera, Braconidae. Bases 17 to 658 code for a protein of 213 amino acids. The record is from RefSeq and is a predicted model, not a curated record. Gene Ontology annotation, molecular function: zinc ion binding. The transcript has 2 exons.